UUAAAUAUUCAGGAAUUUGAGAUAUCUCUAUAAGAUAUGAAUAUAACAUAGUUAUACCAAAAAAAUGCUCUUACAAUCUGAAUGAAAAUAUACAAAGAGUUCAUACUUUUAGCCUGAGAGUUGGGGACAGCUUUUCUCUAAAUAAAUUUUCUUUUCAUUAUUUAAUUUGAAACUUUACUCCUUUAUUGCUCUAUUAUAAAUAGAUCUUCUGUAAGUCUAACCCAUUUAUGAGAGAGGACAAACACAUACCACUACUCAUUUAUCUCGGUUCUGUCAUGAAAUUUCUGUUCUUCAGUUUUUUUUUUUUUUCUUCAUUCCCAUUAUCACCCCAAGUUAAUUGCUUGCGAAAGUGCUUAACCCCUUCUUAGUGUGUGUCCGAUACUUUCUUCAAAAUACUACCCAGAGAAAAGUUGUUUAGUUUUUUUUUUUUCAGAUAAUCCAUUUUCUGCUCCAUUUCUGUUUCUUCAAUUCAUUCUUUAAAGUAUCCAAAAAAAAAAAAAAAAAAAGUCAUUCAAGAUUUGGGUUUUUGCAAUAUCUCUGUUUUCUAAUCCAUUCUUGUUUCUUGAAUAAUUCUCAAGUUCCUUCCUUUACAUAAGCCCCGUUCUUGAAUAACUCCCACCUUUGCCCUUUUUUUUUAUCACCUUUAAUGGGUGAAAAAUGGGCAUUUGCUGUGCAUGUGAUAAAUGGAAGAUGGUUUUCAGUUUUUGCCUCUUUCUUAAUCAUGGCUGGAGCUGGAGCAACCUAUCUAUUUGGGACCUACUCAAAAGAUAUAAAAGAAACACUUGGGUAUGAUCAAUCAACACUCAAUCUUAUAGGCUUUUUUAAAGAUCUUGGUGCUAAUAUUGGAGUUCUUUCUGGUUUAAUAGCAGAAGUAACACCAACAUGGUUUGUGCUUCUUAUUGGAUCUGCUAUGAAUUUUAUUGGGUAUUUCAUGAUUUGGCUAGUUGUGACUAGAAAAAUAGCCAAACCUGAAAUUUGGCAAAUGUGUCUAUAUAUUUGUAUUGGAGCAAAUUCCCAAAAUUUUGCUAACACAGGAGCUCUUGUUACUUGUGUGUUAAAUUUUCCAGAAAGUAGAGGUGUUAUGUUGGGUCUAUUGAAGGGUUUCGUUGGGUUAAGUGGAGCAAUAAUGACACAACUUUAUUUAGCCAUUUAUGGGAAUGAUUCCAAAUCUUUAAUUCUUUUAAUUGCCUGGUUACCAGCUGCUCUUUCUGUUAUUUUUGUGUUCACAAUCAGAAAAAUGAAGGCGGAGAGACAACCUAAUGAGCUAAAAGUGUUUUACCAUUUCCUCUAUGUCUCAAUUGUGCUAGCUUUAUUUCUUAUGGUCAUGAACAUACUUGAAAAGCAAGUAAAUUUCUCCAAAGGAGCAUAUGCUACAAUUGCUACUUUGGUUUGUCUCUUGCUCUUUGUACCUCUUUUAAUUGCUAUCAGAGAAGAAUGGGGUCAAUGGAAUAUCAAGAAACAGGAAGCAAUGAAGCCUUCUUGCGAAGUGACUAUAAAUAAACCAUCAGAAGAGAAAGAUGAAUCGGUGGAAACAAAAAUCUCAAAAGAGGAAAAGAACCAGAUUUCAAGAUCCUGUUUCCUGACUGUAUUUGACAAGCCAGAAAGAGGUGAAGAUUACACAAUUUUACAAGCACUUUUGAGCAUUGACAUGUUGAUAUUAUUUGCUGCUACAUUUUGUGGACUUGGAUCAAGCUUAACAGCAGUUGACAAUUUAGGUCAAAUUGGUGAGUCACUUGGAUACCCCACUAAAACAAUCAAGUCUUUUGUUUCUUUAGUGAGUAUAUGGAAUUAUUUUGGAAGGGUUUUUGCUGGUUUUGUUUCUGAGACCCUAAUUGUCAAAUACAAAACCCCUAGACCAUUAAUGAUGACUGGUGUUCUACUUUUAUCCUCAAUAGGUUUUCUUAUCAUUGCCUUUCCUUUUCCUAAUUCAGUCUAUAUAGCUUCAGUGAUCAUAGGAUUUUCAUUUGGUGCACAAUUGCCUCUGCUUUUUGCAAUAAUUUCUGAGCUAUUUGGGUUGAAGUAUUAUUCUACAUUGUUCAAUUGUGGGCAAUUGGCAAGUCCACUUGGGUCAUAUAUCCUCAAUGUGAAGGUUACAGGAACUUUAUAUGAUAAUGAGGCAUUGAGACAGCUAAAAAAGAAGGGCUUGGAGAGGUCUGCAGUUAAGGAACUGAUUUGCAUUGGAGUUGAAUGUUAUAGAAAACCAUUUAUAGUUUUGUGUUCUGCAGCUUUAUUUGGUGCUCUUAUUUCACUUAUUUUGGUGGUGAGGACAAGAAAAUUCUACAGUGGUGAUAUAUAUAAGAAGUUUAGAGAUAGAGUUGAAGAUUGCUCUUGAAUUGAGACCAAAAUUAGAAGAUUAGCCACCUAGGAAAUUGCCAAAUCUUUUCUUCCAUUUUUUGCUGGAAAAGAGGAGGAAAAAUAAUAAAAGGGGCUAUAUAUGUAAUUGCCAAAUUAUGCAUAACUGGCAUAAAUUUGAUUAUGUAAUCAUCAAGAGAUAAAUAUUAGGAUAAGUUUGAUGACUGUGCAA
Molecule: messenger RNA, 2524 nt
Organism: Jatropha curcas
Lineage: Eukaryota; Viridiplantae; Streptophyta; Magnoliopsida; Malpighiales; Euphorbiaceae
Product: Major facilitator superfamily protein
Cellular component (GO): membrane
Source: RefSeq, a predicted model, not a curated record